AUGGUGGGAAGUGCGUAUUGUUGAACAGCUGACAGGUGGUUGGUAGAAACCGUCACGUGAUCUCGGCCUGCUCUCCCAUUGGUCGACUUACGAGCCCUUGCAAUCCGCUCACACCCGCGCCCUUCCUCUUAUUUUAAAGGUCGUAUAGGUUAAAGUGUGCUUUAUUUUGUGCGUACGUUGACUUGUUUUUAAGCUCCUGGUGUUUAUUUAUUUUAUACGUGUUACAAUACAUCAAAACAUUCUUGGAGGAAAUACGAACUGUUACACAUGGUAUCGACCACUGAUAAGGAGAGAUAGGCGGCCAUCUUUGACCAAUGCUGAUUCUACCUGACUGCACUAUGUAAAAUAUCAUGAAGUAUGCUGCUAUCCUCUUAGUUCUCAUUGUCUCUCAGGUAUGCCAAUGUCGCUUGCGCCAUCGUAGUCACACAGUGAUGUGUGGUCGGUGUGCCCCUGGAUGGGGUGUAGUGCGCCCCUGCACUCCACUCUCACACACCGUCUGCGCGCCUUGUGCUGCUGGUCACUACUCCCCCCACCACUCUUACCGUGCACCCUGUUGGCUGUGUUCACACUGCGGCCCUGGACUGUAUGAAGCCCACCCCUGCACCCCCAUUACCGACACUGUGUGUGAUAGCUGUCUGCGCCUCCAACUUCUCAACGCUUCCAAGCAUUGUCCAUGAACACUGAUUGAAUUACAACGUUUUUUUGCUAUUUCAAAUUAGGACAGCUUUAAUUAAGAUUUGAAAUAAAUCUAUAUAAUUUUUGUUGAUUUAUUUCUAAACUUGAGUCAAACUUUUUCCAAACUGACUAAAGGUCAAUGAUUCAACUUUAACUUUGUUUUUUUUUAUAAUAAUUUCCAUUAUUUAAAUCCAACUAUUACUUUUAGAAAUUUAUUUUCAAAGAAGCUCCACUUGCAGUUCCGUUACAUAAAAUUAUGUUCAUUGUAUCAAUAACUCCAAGUGCCCUCCUGUACUAAUAAUGGGAUUGAAAAUAAGUUAAAAAUUUUAAGAAUGUUGUGAGUGUUAAGGGAUUAUAAAUAUGAAUAGUGACAUAUAAUAUACAAAAGUAGUCUAAAAUAAAUUAUUUAUUGUACAUUUGAAUGUUUAUCACAUCUAGCAUUUAUCUGAUAAGAGAUAAUUUAUUUUAAUGAUAGUUUAGAUCAGAAAUGAAUUUUUAUGUGAAUUGCUGUGCCAAAAAUUUUGGUAAAUGUAAUGGAUUGUACAAACAAUGGAGAUGGUAUCUUAAUAAUACUAAUAUCCAUAUCAUUCAUGUAGAGAGACUUCAAUACUUAUUUUUAAUGCAAGACAGCCAAUGCACAUUUCAAAUUGAUCGUGUAAAACAGUGUUGACAAUUAAAAAGGACCAAUAAUCCCAUUCCAUUCUAUUCCUUGUUAUUUGUUAUCUUUUCUCCAAAAGAAAAAGCCUAUUAAUAAGAAAAAAUUUGUAUUUGUGUUAACUGUUAGCUUUAAUAAAUAAACAUUAUUUAUUGUUUUGUUUAUGUUGUAAUUACUGUAGAACAGAUACUGAGUACAGACAUUGUUUCCUGACCUUACAGUAUUAUAAUGUAUUUUAAGUUCUUGUAAAGUUCUUGUAAAGUCUUGUUAAGUUCUACUAAAAUAAUUAAAUAUU
Messenger RNA from Homalodisca vitripennis (glassy-winged sharpshooter), 1625 nucleotides. Its product is annotated as tumor necrosis factor receptor superfamily member 3-like. The record is from RefSeq and is a predicted model, not a curated record. Gene Ontology annotation, molecular function: coreceptor activity; nerve growth factor binding; death receptor activity. Gene Ontology annotation, cellular component: cell surface; plasma membrane. Lineage: Eukaryota; Metazoa; Arthropoda; Insecta; Hemiptera; Cicadellidae. Gene Ontology annotation, biological process: Rho protein signal transduction. The coding region runs from base 351 to 677 and encodes 108 amino acids. The transcript has 3 exons.